Molecule: messenger RNA, 2399 nt
Organism: Branchiostoma belcheri (Belcher's lancelet)
Lineage: Eukaryota; Metazoa; Chordata; Leptocardii; Amphioxiformes; Branchiostomatidae
Product: ATPase WRNIP1-like
Exons: 9
Coding region: 151-1833 (560 amino acids)
Biological process (GO): DNA-templated DNA replication; DNA repair; regulation of DNA repair
Cellular component (GO): nucleus
Molecular function (GO): ATP binding; single-stranded DNA helicase activity; ATP hydrolysis activity
Source: RefSeq, a predicted model, not a curated record
UUCGGGAGAAGUUAUGUUAUGUACUGACAACAUUUCCCCGAACUGGUUUUGCCAUCUGCAUUUCCGCCGAUUUCCGCAGUGGCGCUGUUGCAUGACGUCAUUUUCGCGGGAAAAGUGGGCGUUUCAAGUUGAUAAAAACAACUUGACAAGAUGGCGGCGCGCAGGACAGACUUGCUUCCGUGUCCCAUCUGUGGGAAGACCUACAGCACGGCAACGAUCAAUUCACACGUCGAUCGCUGUCUAAAGGAGGGUGAGGAGAGUCAGGGUCAUCCAGAGCCAGGAAUGAAACGUCCAGGAGAUGAGAAGGUCCCGCCAGCCAAACGAUCAAAACAGGAAUCAAGCACAGGCAGCAGGGGAGGGCAGGCUUGUCUGGGAAGUCCAACCGCCAAGCCUCCCGCUAAAGGAAGGGUUUUCUCCUCACCGGUGUCAGCUCAGACGUCAACGUUCUUCCAGAAAAGAGGAGCAACAACGUCAUCAGAAAACUCAGUACAGAAUGGCGACAAGUCCAAGGCGACUAAGGAAGAUUUCCGGCCCUUGGCAGAGCGCGUUCGCCCCGCCAGUCUGGACCAGUACGUCGGUCAGACCAAGGCCCUGGGCGCCGGCUCCAUGCUCCGUCUGCUGGUGGAGGCACAUGACAUCCCCUCUAUGGUACUGUGGGGGCCACCGGGAUGUGGCAAGACAACAAUGGCUCGCAUCAUUGCAAAGAAUGCCAAGCAGCGUCAGAACAGCAGAUUUGUGUCGCUAUCGGCAACCAUGUCAGGGGUGGACGAAGUCCGAGAUGUCAUCAAGGUGGCGAAGAACGAGCAGACAAUGUUCAGGAGAAAAACCAUCCUGUUUAUUGAUGAGAUCCACAGGUUUAACAAGAAACAACAGGACACAUUUCUGCCACACGUGGAGAGUGGAGCCAUUGUUUUAAUAGGAGCCACCACAGAAAACCCCUCCUUCUCCCUGAACUCUGCCCUGCUGAGUCGCUGCAGGGUUAUUGUGCUGGAGAAGCUAGAAGUCGAGGAUGUGGAGUUGAUACUAAGGAGGGCUGCCAGGACCAUAGGAGUGUGUGUCUCUGGAGAAGAAUCUGAAGUGGACUCUGACAAGGAAGCAGAGGAACCAAGAACAGGACCUCCUGUCACGAUUCAGAAGGAAGCCAUCACGACUCUAGCCCACCUGUGUGACGGGGAUGCCAGAACUGCACUGAAUGGUCUCCAGACGGCUGUCCGGUCCCAGACAGCCACCCACAGUAACCAUGGUGAUACCCAGCCUGUGGUGGUAACGGUGGAACAUGUGAAGGAGGGACUUCAGAGGUCACAUGUCCUGUAUGAUAGAGCAGGUGAGGAGCAUUACAACAUCAUCUCUGCCAUGCACAAGUCCAUCCGUGGGUCUGAUGCCAAUGCUGCCCUGUACUGGUUGGCCCGUAUGCUGGCUGGAGGGGAAGAUGUACUUUAUAAUUCACUACACUUAAUUUCAGGGCUAGCAGACCCAUCUGCCCUGGUACAGGCAGUGGCUACCUACCAAGCCUGCCAUUCUAUUGGCAUGCCAGAGUGUGAGGUCAUCCUAGCCCAGUGUGUUGUGUACCUUGCCAGAGCCUCCAAGUCUGUAGAGGUGUACGUUGCUUACACCAAUGCCAAACAGUGUGUGGAGAGACAUCAAGGACCUUUACCAGGUGUCCCCCUGCACCUGCGGAAUGCUCCCACCCGCCUGAUGAAGGACCUGGGUUAUGGGAAGGGGUACAAGUACAACCCCUCCUACUCUGGACCAGUGGACCAGGACUACCUUCCACAGGAACUACUGGGGACAGACUUCUUCACAUACCAGGGGGCAGAUGCAAGCUACAUGUAGAACCUGCAACUUAACGUACAUGUCAAACCUACAUGUGUUGCAUAUGAUAUAGAACCUACAAGUUAUAUUGUAGGACCUACAAGUUCUAUCAUCCGUGAUGUUUGCAUUCAACAUAAUCUGCAAUAUCUUCAAAAUCGUAAAUCAUAAUCUUCUGGAUGAAAGAUAAAUCUUACUGUAAUAGAACAAAAAUUAUAUUCAAACUUAAGGACCUAGUGCUACAAGUUCUGUCGUUGAACAAAAAUUAUAUUGAAACUUAUGGACCUAGUGAUACAAGUUCUGUCAUCUGUGAUGUUUGCAUUGAACAUAAUCUGUAAUAUCUGUAUAAUCAUAAUCAUAAUCUUCUGGAUGAAAGAUAAAUCCUACUACAAUAGAACAAAAAUUAUGUUAAAACUUAAGGACCUAAUGCUACAUGAUGUUUUGAAAUGUAAGUAGACUUCAUUACAAAGAUGUUGGCCUUACAGCUACAUUGUACAAGGCAAUUCUAUUAUGGCCAUUGAUAGGCUUGACCAAGAGUAACACGCUCCCAACAGAACACUAGUAUCAGCUGAUGACAUAGAAUAAAGUUU